Messenger RNA from Eucalyptus grandis, 1446 nucleotides. Its product is annotated as peroxidase 73. The record is from RefSeq and is a predicted model, not a curated record. Bases 268 to 1257 code for a protein of 329 amino acids. Gene Ontology annotation, biological process: hydrogen peroxide catabolic process; response to oxidative stress. The transcript is spliced from 4 exons. NCBI's taxonomy places the organism in Eukaryota, Viridiplantae, Streptophyta, Magnoliopsida, Myrtales, Myrtaceae. Gene Ontology annotation, molecular function: heme binding; peroxidase activity.
AUUAGCAACACGACGGAACAAAUGAGACGAAGGCGGCCACUCGAAGAAGCCCACAUCGACGUCUCUUUUAAAUUACUUUAUCGAAAACCCCCUUACUUUUGACCCUCUUGUUCUUUUUUAAAAAGAGAGAUUCCCGUCGUAACCCAGCGGACACUUACGAGCUACGAUCGCUUCUGUCUAAACCAGAACCCAUGAAAUUGCCCUAUAUAUACACCACCUUUGUCUUUCGCUCCCUCGCCGAAACCUGCUUCUUUUCCCCUUCCGACCAUGGCUUUGUUCCGACUCUUCGCGCUGUGGUCGCUGGCCAUAUGCUUCUGCCUCUGUCCUCACACGACGUCAGCUCAGCUGAGGCAGAACUUCUACGCCAACGUCUGCCCGAAUGUGGAGGGCAUCGUGCGCAAUGCCGUUCGACAGAAGUUCCAGCAAACAUUCGUCACUGUCCCCGGAACUCUUCGUCUCUUUUUCCAUGAUUGCUUCGUCCAGGGUUGUGAUGCUUCGGUGAUAGUGGCGUCCACCUCAACCAACAAGGCGGAGAAGGAUCAUCCAGACAACCUGUCGUUGGCCGGAGAUGGGUUCGACACUGUGAUAAAGGCGAAGGCGGCCAUCGACGCAGUUGCGAGCUGCCGGAACAAGGUCUCGUGCGCGGACAUCCUAGCCAUGGCCACCCGAGAUGUCAUCGCACUGUCGGGAGGGCCGUCCUAUGCAGUGGAAUUAGGGAGAUUGGACGGGCUGAGUUCAACGGCGGCGAGCGUCAAUGGGAGGCUCCCUCAUCCGACCGACAACCUUAGCCAGCUCAACGCCUUGUUUGCUGCUAAUGGCCUCUCCCAAACUGACAUGAUCGCACUCUCAGCUGCCCACACGCUCGGAUUCUCCCACUGCGACAAAUUCUCGAACCGGAUAUACAACUUCAGCCGCCAGAAGCCGGUGGACCCGACCCUGAACCCGAACUACGCGACCCAGCUACAGGGCAUGUGCCCCCGGAACGUCGACCCGAGGAUAGCCAUAAACAUGGACCCGAACACCCCCCGGACCUUCGACAACAUGUACUUCAAGAACCUGCAAAACGGGAAGGGCCUUUUCACCUCGGACCAAGUCCUCUUCACUGACCCGCGGUCAAAACCCACCGUGAACGCAUGGGCCAGUAACUCCCGGGCCUUCCAGAGCGCCUUCGUCUCCGCCAUGACCAAGCUGGGCCGGGUUGGGGUCAAGACCGGGAAGAACGGAAACAUCCGCCGCGACUGCGCCGUAUUCAAUUGAUGAUCCGAUCAAUCGAGGAAGACAGCAAAGAGUAUGACGAGAAACGUGUUUAAUUUUGGUUUCGUUUAGUUAGCGAGGAAAGAAAAGUGAAAAAAAACGAUACAUCUGAUUUAUGAAUUUGGGUUUCGAUGUAAGUGCAGAAUGUCGUUGAAUAAAGCACUUAUGAGUUGGGAUGACGAAUUCAACUGA